Molecule: messenger RNA, 3419 nt
Organism: Homarus americanus (American lobster)
Lineage: Eukaryota; Metazoa; Arthropoda; Malacostraca; Decapoda; Nephropidae
Product: thyrotroph embryonic factor-like
Exons: 8
Coding region: 274-1344 (356 amino acids)
Biological process (GO): regulation of transcription by RNA polymerase II
Cellular component (GO): nucleus
Molecular function (GO): DNA-binding transcription factor activity, RNA polymerase II-specific; RNA polymerase II cis-regulatory region sequence-specific DNA binding
Source: RefSeq, a predicted model, not a curated record
GGACACAGGAGGAGGAGCGCGCCUUAACCUCGCCUCCUACAGUAGUGUCAUUACCAGGUCCAUCAGCUGUGUCACGUCCACUGCUGCUGACUAGUGUUGUGUUGUGUCGGCCGGUGUUCACCUGUGUGUGUGGUCGUCGCCUCACGAACUGAGUGUUACAAGUAGUUAGGAUUUAUACAAACUGCCGUCCUUCUCCAGCCGUCCACCGUCUAGUGCCUGUCACCUAGCAUAACCCAGUCGCCCGUCCUGCACCACGCCAGGCCAUCAACCAAGAUGCAGGCAGCACCCGUGUACCCGCCGUGUGCCUUUCCUCCGUCGUUCGCGGCCUACUGUAACUUCCAGCAGUACAGGUAUUCCCAGUACCAGUGGCAGAAUAUUCAUAACGGGUUUAGUCCACACACUCACGCCAAGCCCAUCGUCCCUCCGUCAGCGCCCCCGCCUCAAUGCUACAGCAGCCAAGGAAAGAGUGGUGGAAAAGAUGGAGAGGAGAAGAAAGAGGGCGGGGAGUGGGAGCAAUACAAUGCAGGAGCAGCUUUUCUUGGCCCAACACUGUGGGACAAGACGCUCUCCUACGACUCCGAUCUUAAAGUCUCUCUGGAAUAUAUGGAUCUCGAUGAGUUCCUGAAUGAAAAUGGCAUCCCAGUUGAUGAAAAUGCUAAAGCCAAUGCUGCAAAUCGUAAUGGGGGCAGUAGUGGAAGUGCUGAUCACAACAGCAGUACCAGCAGCAUUAGUAACAGCAAUAGUAACAGCAACAGUAAUAGCAACAGCAACAGCCUUUCUCCUGAGACACCGUCCUCCCCUGACAACCCUAUCAUGGGGUCAAGUAUGGGAGUGGUUCCUCAGACACCUUCAGGCUUGGCUGCUGUCCCUACUGCCCCUAUUACUGUGCCCCCCCCUGCCCUCUCUCCUCAAGACUAUGUUGGUGAUGGCUAUGUCUCCUCACCAGACUCUUCAGAACCCCACUCUCCAUCCCUUCAGGUCCAUGAACCAGUACCGGGACAGGACUUUGACCCGCGAACUCGCUGCUUCUCCGAGGAGGAGCUCAAACCACAGCCCAUGAUCAAGAAGAGCCGCAAACAGGGAUCUGUGAGUCCCUCGGCAAAUGGCAUCAUUGAUCAGUUUGUUCCACAUGAGCUGAAGGAUGACAAAUAUUGGGCUCGGCGCCGAAAGAAUAAUAUGGCUGCCAAACGUUCUCGUGAUGCUCGCAGACUCAAGGAAAAUCAGAUAGCAAUGCGUGCCAACUUCUUAGAAAAAGAGAAUAAUGCCCUGACUGCAGAGUUGCAGAAGGCUCAGGCAGUGAUGGAAUCGCUUAAGAAGAGACUGGCUAUGUAUGAGGCAGUUUAAAAUGCCACAACUACUCCCACACCUCUGAACUUGGCACUGAGGAUGCAGAUGGAAAAGAUAGUAAAGGAGGUGGAUUCUCUGAAGACUCGUCUGGGCAAGUAUGAGAAAGUGUAAAGACACCACUACUGUGUAUGUGAAACUAUGUCACUCAGGAUGAGCUUUGCUCACUAUACCCUAUCUGCAUUAGUAAGUUUGAUUUUUAGGGUAGAGUAAAAGCAAGUAAUGCAUAUAUACCUCGAUGUUGAAAACUAAAUCAGACCCAAGCAACAUAAUGUUUAAUUGUGUAAUGUAUUAAGGACUUGGUUCAAGAUUUGGUGAAGUUUCCCCUAUCUUAUUGAGCUGAUAUUGUUAUCAUGUUAAACAUGAAUUGAUGCAUUAAAGCAAAUUAACAACAAAGCUCAAAGCUCUUCAUUGUUGUUAGGAAGAAUAAUUAAUACCUUGUCAGGUGAGGUUUUAAGUCUUAAGUUAAAGAAAUGUUUGGUCAUUAUUCAUAUAAACCUUAUUUCAUGUAUACAAGAUAAUUAGUGUUGCCUGAGACAGACUAAGUUGUUGGAUCUCAUUACUGUAGACACCUGCAAAAAAAUUUAUUGGAGUUCUUGGGUUAAUACACUUCUAUACUUGACCAUAAAUGGCCCAGCUCAUCUUAGGCAGAUCCAGGCAAAAGAAAAGGGGAAAAUCUGCACUAUAAUAGCUAUAUGUCGUAUAGUGAUGUGGGUAUGUCAUGGGCAAUCUCUCAAAUUUUACUCUUUUUUUCAGAGUACAGUAAUGCACAUAUAACAAUCAUAUCAGAACUUUAUCAUAAGGAAGUGGUGAAAUUUAUCAUUUAUAUAACACCUGAAUUUACUGUUAUACGAAGUAAUAGUAUAAAUUAUAAAUGUCCAAUACCUGUUAUAAUGUGCAAUCAAAAGUGGUGCUCCGAGUUUCAAAUAACAAGGAGUUAUUCGAGUAAGUCUUUUCACAAUUGCUGGAAGACCUACCGUAAUGACAAUUUAUUCUUCUUGGCAAGUGGCAACUUACUUCGUAUAUGGACAGUACAGUAGUUCCUUACUGUUUCAAGUCCAGAAGGUGAAAAUUCCUUACUGAUAUUUACAGAGGGCCUCAGAUAGUGCAGCUAACACACACUGCUCCACCUUAUAUCAGGUCACCAUUAACUUAGAAAUCAGCACUGUAAGACAGCCUAGGGGACUGUUUCUUCAGUCUAAUUAUUUAUACAACAAGUUGGGAGAUUGUUGUGACAUGAAAAGUGAUCUGUUGCCUGAGUUAAUUUCUGAAAGGUUUACUAUACUUGACAGGGAUAACCAAGCCUUUCAGAUAUUGUACCCAGAAUCUAAAUUUUUGAAAGAUGUCAGUCACAUCUACUGGGUACUGCUCAGCCAAACAGGGUAACUAAUUACAAAUGGUUCACAAAUGCAUUUGCUGUAGGUCAUUUCUGUCCAAAUUUUAAUUGCCCAAACAGGGCCCACUGUGAUGACCUAUGGUUGUCUUAACUUGCUGAUGGCAUUUGAAGAAGUAUGGGAUACAUCAGCAAUUUAAGAAUUCCAUAGAAAAAUUUCCUAUUUUUUAAUUGGCUGUUGUAAUAUAUUAGGAACCAUAUUAAUUUGCUGAUACAAUAGUGAUGCUUGCUCAAUUAUAAUGUUGGUCACUUGUACAGUUUAAUAAGGUAUUGGAGAAGAGAAGUUAUAUUUUUUGGUGAAAAUUUAUGUAUGAUAUCUUGAAUAAUGAAAAAGGUAUAUUAUCUUGAUGUACAAUAUAUGUUAACAGUUUUAUCUGUAGGUUAGUCGUAGGAUACAUCGUAGCAAGUAAUGUUUAGUGUAAAUAGUGUAAACCUUAAGAUCAAUAUUAUGAACCAGUAUAUUGUAUGUCAUUUCAUCAUGGAUGAUUGCAUUCACUUGUCACUGGUAUUAUUUCCUAUUUUCAUUCCGUCUCUUUUCAUAGUGAAUCCAUUGAUCAUUGUGUGUAUUGAUGUUUGUGUUACUCAUUUGCCAUUAUGUACAAGUUUGUUAGUCAGUAUUCUGCUUUUAAUUAGCCUGUGACUUACUCUCAGAUGUUUAUCAUAUAAAGUAUAACAAACAAAA